AUGGAGGACCUACGGCAGUACAGAGUCGAAAAGGACUACUUUGCAAGCAAAGACGCAAUGAGGAGAUUCCUGUUUACGUUUGAGAGCAGCGGGGCCCUUAAGUACAUGGCGCAAAUCAAAGCGCUUUGCACCACAAAAACAAUCAACAUAAACGCGGCAGACAUCCUUGAGGACGGAAACACCGAGCUGUACUCCGACGUGCUGAGCAACACGAUGCGGUACAGAGAAAUGGUGUACGAAAUCAUAGACGAAAUGAUAAAAAACGAAGAAAUAGAAAUGCCGAAAGAAGACUUGUUUUUUGAGCACAGAAAAGCGCGCAUUAUGGAGCGGUACCCAAGCAAGUCUGUGUACGAGGUGCUUACCCGAAACAUUCUCCGGUACUACGGCGUGAACAUCUUCCGGACAGACGCGCUGACGUUCAACGAGGUGACGCCAAACAUCAUCGGGUCGCUUGUGUGCGUGCAGGGAAUCGUGAGCAAAGCCUCGGAGGUGCACCCGUCCAUAACGGUUGCAGUUUUUAUGUGCGACUCCUGCACGUCCGAAGUGUUCCAGGAGGUGGACGGAGAAACGUUCCUCCCCCUCACCGAGUGCCCCUCAGAAAGAUGCAGGACGGGGCGGACAAAGGGAACUCUGCACCUGCAGACGCGCUCGUCCAAGUUCCGGUCCAAGCAGGUGCUUCGCGUGCAGGAGAUGGCGUCCGAGGUGGAGCCCGGCCGAGUUCCUCGGUCGAUUAGCGUGGAGGUGUACGACGAUCUGGUGAGAGCUGCGGCCCCCGGGACAGAGGUGGUCGUUUCGGGCAUUUUUCUGCCAAAGCCAAACGAAGGCAUCCAGAAGAUGCGCAUGGGCCUGCUUAGCGAAACCUACAUCCUGGGGUCAAGCGUGCGCCCGAUAAAGAAGGCGGCCCCUCUCAGAAUUAAAGGCGCAAGCCCGGACGCCAGCGCAGAGCAAGGCGCCGAGGAAAACCACGAAAGCGCCGCACCCCCGGAGGAGAAAAUGGCUUCAUUGGAUCUGAUGAUCCGCUCGAUUGCGCCGGAAAUAUCAGGCAUGGAAGACAUAAAAAAGCUGCUUCUGCUGAUGCUUAUUGGAGGAGACACGUGCUCGGAGGGCGGCAUGCGCAUCCGGGGAGAAAUAAACAUUCUUCUUGUCGGGGACCCGGGGGUGGCAAAAAGUCAGCUGCUGAAGGCAGUGUGCAGGCUGUCGCCUCGCGGCAUAUUCACGACGGGGAAGGGAGCAAGCGGAGCUGGGCUAACCGCGUGCGUGUCCCGGGACCCUGAGACGGGAGAGCAUAUUCUGGAGGGCGGCGCGCUGGUCAUGAGCGACGGCGGUGUUUGCUGCAUUGACGAGUUUGACAAAAUGCACGAAAGCGACCGGUCGUGCGUGCACGAGGCCAUGGAGCAGCACCGAAUCAGCAUAUCCAAGGCGGGAAUAAACACAACACUGAACGCGCGGUGCUCGGUUCUGGCCGCAGCAAACCCCAUCAGAGGGCGCUAUGUUGAGAAGAAGGGGAUUGCCUGGAACGCAGGCCUGCCCACCGCGCUUAUUUCUCGGUUCGACGCGGUGAAGGUCAUUCGAGACGUCGCGGGAAAGGGCGACGCUGAAAUAUGCAAGCACAUUUUGAGCGUGCAUCAGAGGAAAGGCGCCAUACCUGGCGUGAUGCCAACAGAGCUGCUUGCAAAGGAGAUAAACAAGUGCAAGCUGAUUGAGCCCACGCUUGGGCCAGAUGUAGAGGAAAGAAUAGUUUCUGCGUACGCGUCGGAGAGGGCCAGAGACGCAAGAAUGCCUGGGAAAGGGCUUCCGGGCACUGCCCGCCGGGUUCUUUCGGUCCUCAGAUUUUCCCAAGCCUUGGCCAAGGCUGAAAGAAGAAACACUGUGACAGUCGAGCACGUUGAAGAGGUGCUUCGGCUUCUGGGGUGCGACUCCACCGGGGUGUACGAUAUCAUCAUGUCGAUUCCCGGCGAAGACCGAGGAGCAUACCGAGUGGUGGAGCUUGAGGCUGUUUACAGAGAGGCAGGCCGUUUUGGCGCUUCGGAGAUAGACGCGUGCAUAAAGGAAAACCUUGUAAGCGGCGCAUGGUCGCUGAGCGAGGACAAGCUAACAAUUUUCAAAUAG
This is a messenger RNA of Nematocida major, 2109 nucleotides long. Its product is annotated as DNA replication licensing factor MCM7. Gene Ontology annotation, molecular function: ATP hydrolysis activity; single-stranded DNA helicase activity; single-stranded DNA binding. Lineage: Eukaryota; Fungi; Microsporidia. The transcript has a single exon. Gene Ontology annotation, biological process: double-strand break repair via break-induced replication; DNA replication initiation; DNA replication. The record is from RefSeq and is a predicted model, not a curated record. Gene Ontology annotation, cellular component: nucleus; MCM complex. The coding region runs from base 1 to 2109 and encodes 702 amino acids.